CAAUUCAGUGAUAUACCCCUUGUGUGGCGUCGUUUGUUUUAUUUUCAUUUAAAAGUAUUUCUCGUAUUUCGCUGGAAAAUAGUGGGAAAAUGGGUUCAAAAAAGCACAAAAAACACAAAAGUGAACGUCGGGAUCGCUAUGAAGACCCAAAUCUCAGUCCGGGACGCCCGCCGAGUCUCAAAUUGAUACUAAAAGUGGGGAGUAAUUCCACACCGGAGUAUGGGAAUGAUUCCCCGGCGUAUGGGGUGCAGAAUGAGCAGUACCUCCAUGAGUUGCAUGAGCGACAUAAGAAGAGUAAGAAAAAGAAGAAGAAAAAGGAUCGUGAGAAGAAGCACAAGCACCACCACAAGGAGAAACGCCGGCAUAGGGAUGACUCCAGCUUCGAUGAGAGCAUUGGGGAGGAUAGUCAAAUGCAGGAUAUGAUGCGAUAUGGUGGUAGUACGAAGGGAUUGGCACAGCUACGAUCUCCGGAAUCGAUUUCAUCGCAAGAUCACAACAGUCCCGGAUCAAUUCAGUCACCGCAGCAAUUCCAUCAGAAGGCGGAUAAGCAGGCACAAGAUGGGAGUGGUCGUGAACCGAGACAGUGUGUGCUGAAGCUGAAGCAGAGUCGAUCGCCAUUGGCUAAGAUUCUCGAUCAUCUCCUACGGAGUCUCGAGAAGAGGGAUCCUCAUCAAUUUUUUGCAUGGCCCGUGACAAAUGACAUUGCUCCCGGGUAUUCAGCCAUCAUUACGAAGCCAAUGGACUUCUCGACGAUGCGCCAGAAAAUCGAUGAGAAUGCCUACGCGACGAUUCAGGAGUUUGGCGAUGAUUUCCGGUUGAUGUGUGAGAAUGCAAUAAAGUACAAUCACGUUGAGACGGUGUACCACAAGGCGGCCAAGAGACUCCUCCAUGUGGGUGCACGAAUGCUCCAGCCGGAGAAUCUCAUGCGGAGUCUGCGAUCCUUCAUGGUGUACAUGCGUGAGUUGACGCCCAAGGAGUUGGGCUUUGAAUUGCCCAAUUCGGAGAAUCAUGACGCCGAUGCGGGAGAUUCGGCGGAUGAGGAAACAUCCACGGGAGCCGAGGAGGGGCUAAAAGAUGAUGAGGACACAAAGAGGAAGCCAAUGCGAUCGAGAAAUCAUCCCAAGAGUCGCUUUGAACCCUUUGUGGAUGACAUGAGCCCCGAAGAGGUGCUGGCGCAAGUUCAGAAAGCUGCCCGAACGGCAAAAUCGCGCGUCUUUACGCGCCAGCGAGCCCACAAAAUGGGCUUUCUGCGACAACACAAGGACGGUACGACGAGCAUGAAGAUUCUCCUGGAUAGCGAUGGGAAGUGUAGUGGGCAGGAACGCCUGAUUUCCCUGGGAGCCUUCACGGGGCGCCUCAAGCAGGGCACGGGGCAACUUCAGGGGAUGCGUGAAGAUCGUCGGAAUCUCGCAAAGACCGUAAAGCCACUCAAUUAUGGCGCCUUCAGUUCCUUCGCCCCAAUUUUCGAUUCACGCUUCGCUAAUCUCAGCAAAGAGGAAACUCAGCUCAUUCUCUCCACAUACGGCGAUGACAGUAGUGCCCAGUACGCAGAGAGUAUUCUGGAAUUCACAAAGAACAGCUCAUACGCCAGUUCCCUGGCCAAUGGGCUCCUGGACGUUCUCACGGGUGGGGAGCAUCGCAAGACAAUGGCUAAACUCAUGGAAUCCCAACGACAGCGUGCCGAAAAGGAGGAAGUUGAGAAAUCCUUCCCGGAUCCUGAUCCCCCGGAACGUCAAGCUGACUUGGCGUCCGUUGAUAUUGACUUCAAGAAGCUCCAAACGCUGUCAGAGCUGGGUAUUGAUGUGUCCUUCCUGGAGCACAUGGAGAAGCUGGCAAAGGAUUCGGACUAUGCGAAAAAGUUCCAGAGUCAACUCAAUGUGACAUCAACGUUGCUGGAGAAACUCCAUCAGGUGCAGUAUGAGAGACUCUCGCAACCACUUCCGGUGCAUUUGAGUCACGUCCAACCGCCUGGGAAUGAUGAGGUGCAACUCGCAACGCAAAUUACGUCGAAUAUCACGGAAAUGGCGAAAAAUCUUCCACCAGAGGCUAUCACGUCGCCCCAUGCUCUGCGAAAGGCCAUGGGGGUGUCCACAGCUGGCCUCGAACCCUUCCAGAUGCAGCGAGUAGCCCUUGUGGGGAAUGUUCAGGGAAUUCCACGAAUUUCAUGCAAUAUUUCACCUGAUAUGGACAUAACACCCGUACCCAUGGAGAUUGAACCCGAUUCCCUGGUGCAGCAUCACAAUCACAAUCACUCAAAUGUCGACAAUACCACCCCGGUGGAUCUGGAGACGGAACUAAGGGAAUUCCUCGAAGGUGGCAGUAGCAGUGAAGUGGAACAUGAUACAAGUAGCAUCGAACAGAUGCUUCUCAACUGAGAAUUCCUCGCUUUUUCUUUUUCUUUUUUAUUUUAAUUCUACUUUCUAUUUAAUUCUCUUCUUUCUCUUCUUGUUCUGUAUUUUUUUUGUGUGUGUUUUUCUUCUUGAUUUGUAUAAAUUAAAAAAAAAUUAAUUGGGUAAGAAAAAAAA
Lutzomyia longipalpis is the source of this 2525-nucleotide messenger RNA. RefSeq names its product bromodomain-containing protein 7 (gene Brd7-9). The transcript has 4 exons. Gene Ontology annotation, cellular component: nucleus. Bases 90 to 2375 code for a protein of 761 amino acids. Lineage: Eukaryota; Metazoa; Arthropoda; Insecta; Diptera; Psychodidae. Gene Ontology annotation, biological process: regulation of transcription by RNA polymerase II. The record is from RefSeq and is a predicted model, not a curated record.